AUGGAAACCCGGAAACGGUUGCUGGGACCGAAGCACCCUGAUACUCUGGCCAGCAUGGCUGGCCUCGCAUCAACAUACCAAUCUCAAGGGCGUUGGAGAGAAGCGGAAUGGCUAGAGGUGCAAGUAAUGGAAACCCGGAAACAGGUGCUAGGGUCAUGGCAUCCUGAUACUCUGACAAGCAUGGCCAAUCUUGCAUCAACAUACUGGAACCAAGGGCGAUGGAAAGAGGCAGAAGCGCUGGAGGUGCAAGUGAUGGAAACCCGGAAGCAGGUAUUAGGAUCAUGGCAUCCUGAUACUCUGACGAGCAAGGCCAAUCUUGCAUUAACAUAUCAAUAUCAAGGGCGAUGGAAAGAAGCGGAAUGGCUAGAGGUGCAAGUGAUGGAGACCCGACAACAGGUAUUAGGGCCAGAGCAUCCUAAUACUCUGACAAGCAUGGCAAACCUUGCAUUGACAUACCGAAAUCAAGGUCAAUUGAAGGAAGCUGAAAGGCUUGGUGUGCAGGUAAUGGAGACCAGUAAGCAGGUACUCGGGUCAGACCAUGAUGACACUCUGGCUAGCAUGGCCAAUCUUGCAUCAACAUACUGGAGUCAAGGAAAAUGGAAAGAAGCGGAAGCGCUGUUUAUACGGGUUUUGAAUACCCAGAAACAAGUGCUGGGUCUAGAGCACCCUGACACUCUGGCCAGCAUGGCCGACCUCGCAUCAACCUACCAAAACCAAGGCCAAUGGAAGGAAGCAGAAGAGCUGUUCAUACAGGCGAUGGAGAUUCAGACAACUGUGCUAGGAUCAGAGCACCCUGAUACCCUGAUCAGUACGGCUAAUCUCGCAUCAACAUACCGAAGUCAAGGUCGAUUGAAGCAAGCCGAAAGGCUUGGUGUGCAGGUAAUGGAGACUAGCAAACAGGUACUCGGGCCAGACCAUCCUUACACCUUGACCAGCAUGGCCAAUCUUGCAUCAACAUACUGGAGUCAAGGAAAAUGGAAAGAAGCGGAAGCGCUGUUUAUACGGGUUUUGAAUACCCAGAAACAAGUGCUGGGUCUAGAGCACCCUGACACUCUGGCCAGCAUGGCCGACCUCGCAUCAACCUACCAAAAUCAAGGCCAAUGGAAGACAGCAGAACAGCUGUUCAUCCAGGUAAUGGAAAGCCAAAAACUUGUGCUGGGCCCGGAGCAUACGAACACUUUGACUACUAUGGCAAACCUCGCGUCUGUGCUAUUAAGACAAGGUCAAUGGCGGCAGGCUGAAGAACUACACCUACGAGUGGUUGAGACAAGAAAAAAAGGCCUGGGCGAGGUAGACCCUCCUACGCUAAAUAGCAUGGUGGACUUAGCUUCCAUAUACAAGCAUCAAGGACGCCUUGCUGAAGCUAAGGAGCUUGAACGGCAAAUAGAGGAUGCUCGUAUAUGGCAACUGGAGCAGGACUCGGACACAGAUUCGGAAACAUCUAUCAUUUCAUCUAUCAUGUCGGAAGCCUAUUCUCAUGAUAGCACGACCUCCUCGGGGUCACUCUACGAGACCCAACGUGCUGUCCCCGAAAGAGUAGCACGAGCAUUAUUUGAGGAAAUGGAACUUCAAGCUUAUUACAGAAGAGCCAUUGAGAAAUUUGGGAAAGCGCAUUUUACAAGAAACCAUGACCAUAUCCUAAGAAGGCUUUUCAAGGAUCUCAGAUUGGAAGCCAAAAAUCCUCAUCAUCGACGGGCACUUCGCUUUGCCAAUUGGCUUUCGCUUAAUAGAGUGACCGAGUUAAUAUGCGAGCUCUGUGAUCCAAACCCAGAUCUUCAGCAGCUCCGAACCACUCAGCUAUUACUCACGCAGAAGGAAGAUCGUCAGUUCAUUCUGAAUCGACAUCUAAGAUCACUAGCCAACAAGUUAGACAACACCUCAAUUUCCGAACUGCAUGACCCAGGCAUGACGGUGACGGAGGCGGUGGUCAUGCCGGACUUCGAGACAAAAAAGGAUUCUAAACAUCAUGGAGAUGACAGAGAGCGCAGAGAGGACGGAGAGGAUGAAGAGGACGAGGAAGAUGAGGGAGAUGUAGACCAGGCCCGGAUGCUCCAGCAGUUAGAUAUGGAAUAUCUCAUGGGUGGAAAGCCUUUCCGGUCUUAUAAGGACAGUGUUCGACAUCUCUCUCACACUCCCAACACGAUGAAGGAAGCUAUUGAAUCACAAAACAUUGACAACAUCCGAAGGUUGUUAAGGAAGGGAUCUGAUCUGGCGGUAAUGGACGAAUACGCCUGGAUAGAGGAACUUUACAAACUAGGGUACUCUGUUGACGAUAUUGCAGAGCUUCUGAUUGAAAACGCCAAAGACUCUCCCUGGAUUAAUUUUGAGCCAAAUUCUUACGAGGAGGCUGAGCCACAACAUGGGUUGCACCUUAGAGAUUGUGCUCAUCAAUUCUCUUUCAAUAGACCGCUCUCUCAGGGCCAAUUAUUGACUACAGAGACCGUGAGCCGGACAGAGAUCGUCCAAGAGAUUCAAGAACUCUGUGGCCUUGCUGGAAUUACUCCUGGUUCACCAGAGCUUCGGAGUCGCACCGGUUCCGUCAAAUUUGAAGAACAGAACUCGGUUGCUAUUAUCUCCUACGCUGUAAAUGAGAAUGACCAUGAUCUGGAUGGAAACUCUAUUAUUUCCAGGCUGUAUCGCAUCAUUGAACGCCUUUCCUCUGCUGCUGGUCGAGUUCAAUCGGCAGGUCUCUGCUGCGACUGCUUCACCAUCAUACGAUUUCCGGAAGACCAGCCCAAUCCGCAACUAUCAUCAGUUAACCAGGUUGAGAUGUGUUGUAUGGAAUUUGAACUCAUCGUACAGAUGAAAACUGAGUUACGGCGCCUUCUGAGCGUCGAAUGCAUUGAAAUGACAGACGUCGCCGGUAUACGAGCAGUCACAGAGCGGAUCCUUGAACUUCUUACACAAACGGCAAGAAAUAUCCCUGUGGACACGGUCGACUGUGUUUUCAACUAUUGUUGCCUAGCGAUUCAAUUCCUCUCUUUAGGUUUUCUAUCGUACUUUCAAGCGCACAUGGGGCCCAUACAAUUCUUCUUCUUGGAUACUCUGCAAACUACUUAUGUGCUUUCAGGAAAUGAGGUGUCUCCCAGUCGAUACCAUGAGAUCAUAGCAAGCUUAACCAAUCUCACCUGUAUGGGUGAAAUGAUUCAGUCUCCAGUUUUCACGUUCAGGAUUCGUUCCGCGGAGACAAAAGAUUCUGUCGAAAAAACUGGGCCAAAACAUGAUCUUCUCGCGAGUAUUGAGGACAUUCUUGAUACCUGGGGUCCGGGACAGGUCAUUGCCCGACGCUUGGACAACCUGCCGUACGCGAUCAGGUUGGGGGGUGGUUUCAUUACUUAUGACGGUCGAAAAUACCACUGGAGCCAAGAUGUAGCGGCCGAACAGUGGUCUCCUAUCAAGUGGGAGCGGCGUCACAAAGUAGUGAUAGGAGCAGUGGUUACAGUCAAUGGGCUCUGCACGAUUGACGAAAACCAAUACUGGGCCAAGUCAUCCACAAUUCUUGAGCCCCUGGGUACGUAUCCAACAUGGUGGGAGCUUAACCAGAGACAGUCUGGGUUUCAGGCUGGCAACUAUGUCCUAUAUCAGAUCAACGGUGUUUGGUGCAAAAUGCAUGGCAGAACUCUAAAACAGUCCAAGCUUGAGCAAGACGAUGAAAUGCUGAUCCCUUUCUUGGAUGACCUCUGGGGCCUUCAGGUCAGCUUUUGCACGAGUGUUGCACGCCGUGUCGCCCUCCGAGAGAUGGUGGCUGAUCUGCUGCCAACGUUUGCUACCGCUACCUACACUAAUGAGCAGCAAGAACUAUGGGAAGAUCUCAAGAUGAAUUACAACAUUGUGGAUUCAUUCAAGGGAGGCAAUCUUAAAGACUGGUUCAGGUUGCUCACUCCUCAACUGUACCAGUAUACCUUGGGCAUUUUGCGUAAGAUGUUCAAUGUGCUUCAACACACGGGAAUCGAUAGGGAAGGAAGGUAUCUUUUGGUUUCAUGGCCUCACGAACAUGAUCUCCUACGAGGCUUCAAAAUACCAUGUGAAAAGCAGAGCUCUUGGGCGCGAAUACUCGCCGACUCUGAUGAUUGUGCCACAUUCGCGUACAUCUCGUCGAAGUGUCUCGAAACUGAAACGAUAAAGUGCAGUGGGCCGCUUCGGAACUGGACAAACACGACUCUACUUCUCGAAACAGCAGUCAUAUUUCAUAAUUUGAAAGAACCAAGCUUCGAAUUGGAGAAUGACGAGAUAUUUUUCUUCAAGAAACUGGACUCAUUACUCUAUGUAAGAGUGCACAGACGAAACGAAACUAGCGCAGCGAGUCUUCUCACUCCAUCCACGUCGAUUGCGUCGAUACCCUGGAGCUUGCAGCAAAGAUUAUUUAUGAGAGAAAAACAAAGAAGGAAGAGGAGAUUACGGGAGAAACAAGCGACUUACGACAUUGGUGAGACAGUGGUUGUAUUAGCAGCUAAGGGCUUGCUGUAG
This is a messenger RNA of Aspergillus nidulans FGSC A4, 4467 nucleotides long. RefSeq lists its product as uncharacterized. Lineage: Eukaryota; Fungi; Ascomycota; Eurotiomycetes; Eurotiales; Aspergillaceae. Bases 1 to 4467 code for a protein of 1488 amino acids. The record is from RefSeq and is a predicted model, not a curated record. The transcript has a single exon.